Messenger RNA from Anopheles funestus (African malaria mosquito), 1744 nucleotides. Its product is annotated as trypsin-1-like. Gene Ontology annotation, molecular function: serine-type endopeptidase activity. The transcript has 2 exons. Gene Ontology annotation, biological process: proteolysis. Lineage: Eukaryota; Metazoa; Arthropoda; Insecta; Diptera; Culicidae. The coding region runs from base 1 to 804 and encodes 267 amino acids. The record is from RefSeq and is a predicted model, not a curated record.
AUGGCGGGUGUCCUGCUUGUGCUCUUGCAUGGUUUUGCAGUCUGCGGUAAGCACUCCGAUCCAUCGCUGCCGAACACGUUGCGUGUAAUCGGUGGCAACACUUCCGACAUUGACCGGUUCCCUUGGAUGGCGGCCCUCUACUAUCGGGAACGAUUCACCUGCGGUGGAAGUUUGAUUAAUGAUCGCUACAUCCUGACAGCGGCACACUGUGUGGUACGGUUGGAUGCGGCUGAGUUCGAAGUGUACCUUAGACGGUCCAACAUUGUCACCCUGAACGUGGACGCCGUACAUCGCCGGGUGCUUCGGAUCAUAACGAAUCUAUACCAGCAACUUCGAAAUAACAACGAUGUAGCACUGUUGCUACUAAAAGAUCCGAUUCGGGUUGAGGACGGUUUAGUGCCAAUCUGUCUGCCCGUUGAUGGAUCGACCUUUGAUGGAAGAGAAGCAAUCGUUACGGGCUGGGGUACGACAGAAAGUGGCGAACUGUCGGAACACCUGCAGCAACUAACUGUGCCGAUCCUAACUAACCAACAGUGCCGCAAGUCGGGCUACUUUCGCUUCCAGAUUACGGCAAAAAUGCUAUGUGCCGGAUAUCUGGAGGGAGGACGCGAUUCAUGCCAGGGUGAUAGUGGAGGCCCUUUGCAGCUGACAAAGAGUGAAAGCGGUCAGCAGCAGAUUGUGGGCGUUGUGUCCUGGGGCAAAGCGUGCGCCCAACGGAACUAUCCCGGAGUGUACGCGAGAGUUACCCGGUUUGUGAGCUGGAUUCGAAGGCAAAGCCGUGGUGCUUGCUGGUGCAGCGGGUGAAUAGUGGACCCAAGGCUGGUUUCCUCCACUUGUGCAGGUGACAGUGAGCAAUUACUUUCUGAGAAGUCUUCAUGAAUGAAACAAAAGCUUGAUGCUGCUGCAAAUAUGAAGGUGAAAGGAGGCGAAGGAAAAAUGGAUUAGGAUGUGAAUUUUUUAAAGGGUAUGAUGGAUGUGUCUGUGUGUGAGAGAGUUUCAAGCAUGCUGGAGACAGCUUAUCUAACUGGAGUUUGGGGGUUUUUUUUCGGGAAGGUAUAAAGAAACUUUAACGAAGCGUAUCACUCACCGAACAAGUUUCUUCAAUAAGUGUAGCAAAACGAAGUUUGACAUGUUUUUUGGAACAAAAAAAAAGAUUCACUUUCUAGAAUUAAAUUCAUUAGAUUACUGAGAAGUUGAUACCAAAUCGUGAGGAAGAUGAUUAGACAGUAUUACAAAACAACCGUCAAUCAGAGAUUUAAGAUGAAUAAAUAUUUUAAAUGGAACUUUGUUCGAUUGGUUUUAUUUGAUUGACUGCUAUUGCUACCCAUACCGGGUGGUUUCCUUAGAAGGGAAUAAAAUUUGCAGAAGGUCGGAUCGAAAACAACCCCUGAUGGCUGUUGACUAGACCUUGAUGAUUACAAGACUCUGGCAACCAUUUUUGCCUGCUGCCGCUUCUAUCAGUUUUGUGUCAGCUCACUUGUCAGCGUUUGAAGUUCAUUGGUGAAGAAGCAAGAAUAUCGCCCGUCAAUCAACAUAAAUCACAAACUUGAGAUUAAUUAUUCAAAGGAUUGUGAAUGAAUGAUAAUGUUUGUCUCGGUGAUUAAUGCUUACUAUGAAGUUGGACAUUAAAGAAGAAAUAAAUUCAUUAAGAUGUUCUUUCCUAUUAAAAUACAAUUCUUGGAACGCUUAAAGUAACAUUUCUACUUUUCUUUAUAUUCGGUAAAAUUUCCUUUGUGGUAAAAAA